This is a messenger RNA of Folsomia candida, 6215 nucleotides long. RefSeq names its product putative leucine-rich repeat-containing protein DDB_G0290503. Gene Ontology annotation, biological process: cilium-dependent cell motility; cilium movement; inner dynein arm assembly. Lineage: Eukaryota; Metazoa; Arthropoda; Collembola; Entomobryomorpha; Isotomidae. Gene Ontology annotation, cellular component: axoneme. The transcript is spliced from 4 exons. The coding region runs from base 38 to 5719 and encodes 1893 amino acids. The record is from RefSeq and is a predicted model, not a curated record.
CUCAAGUUUGAAAACGGCUGGGAUUAAAAUAGAAGAGAUGUCUAAUUUACUCGAGGAGAAAGCCACGAAGUUGGAUAGGGCCGAGGUCAAAAACGACGAGAUUUCCAACUUGCUCGACGAGAAGACCACCAGUUUGAAAUCGGCCGAGGUCAAAAUAGACGAGAUUUCCAACUUGCUCGAGGAGAAAGCCACGAAGUUGGAAAGGGCAGAGGUCAAAAUAGAUGAGAUUUCCAACGUGCUCGACGAGAAGACCACCAGUUUGAAAUCGGCCGAGGUCAAAAUAGACGAGAUUUCCAACUUGCUCGACGAGAAGACCUCAAGUUUGAAAACGGCUGGGAUUAAAAUAGAAGAGAUGUCUAAUUUCCUCGAGGAGAAAGCCACGAAGUUGGAAAGGGCAGAGGUCAAAAUAGACGAGAUUUCCAACUUGCUCGACGAGAAGACCACCAGUUUGAAAUCGGCCGAGGUGAAAAUAGACGAGAUUUCCAACUUGCUCGAGGAGAAAGCCACGAAGUUGGAAAGGGCAGAGGUCAAAAUAGACGAGAUUUCCAACUUGCUCGACGAGAAGACCUCAAGUUUGAAAUCGGCCAAGGUCAAAAUAAACGAGAUUUCCAACUUGCUCGAGCAGAAAACCACCAGUUUGAAAUCGGCCGAGGUCAAAAUAGACGAGAUUUCCAACUUGCUCGACGAGAAGACCUCAAGUUUGAAAACGGCUGGGAUUAAAAUAGAAGAGAUGUCUAAUUUCCUCGAGGAGAAAGCCACGAAGUUGGAAAGGGCAGAGGUCAAAAUAGACGAGAUUUCCAACUUGCUCGACGAGAAGACCUCAAGUUUGAAAACGGCUGGGAUUAAAAUAGAAGAGAUGUCUAAUUUCCUCGAGGAGAAAGCCACGAAGUUGGAAAGGGCAGAGGUCAAAAUAGACGAGAUUUCCAACUUGCUCGACGAGAAGACCUCAAGUUUGAAAACGGCCGAGGUCAAAAUAGACGAGAUUUCCAACUUGCUCGACGAGAAGACCUCAAGUUUGAAAACGGCCGAGUUCAAAAUAAACGAGAUUUCCAACUUGCUCGACGAGAAGACCUCAAGUUUGAAAACGGCCGAGGUCAAAAUAGAAGAGAUUUCCAACUUGCUCGACGAGAAGACCUCAAGUUUGAAAUCGGCCGAGGUGAAAAUAGACGAGAUUUCCAACUUGCUCGACGAGAAGACCUCAAGUUUGAAAACGGCUGGGAUUAAAAUAGAAGAGAUGUCUAAUUUACUCGAGGAGAAAGCCACGAAGUUGGAAAGGGCACAGGUCAAAAACGACGAGAUUUCCAACUUGCUCGACGAGAAGACCACCAGUUUGAAAUCGGCCGAGGUCAAAAUAGACGAGAUUUCCAACUUGCUCGAGCAGAAAACCACCAGUUUGAAAUCGGCCGAGGUCAAAAUAGACGAGAUUUCCAACUUGCUCGACGAGAAGACCUCAAGUUUGAAAACGGCCGAGGUCAAAAUAGACGAGAUUUUCAACUUGCUCGAGGAGAAAGCCACGAAGUUGGAAAGGGCAGAGGUCAAAAUAGACGAGAUUUCCAACUUGCUCGACGAGAAGACCUCAAGUUUGAAAUCGGCCAAGGUCAAAAUAAACGAGAUUUCCAACUUGCUCGAGCAGAAAACCACCAGUUUGAAAUCGGCCGAGGUCAAAAUAGACGAGAUUUCCAACUUGCUCGACGAGAAGACCUCAAGUUUGAAAACGGCCGAGGUCAAAAUAAACGAGAUUUCCAACUUGCUCGAGCAGAAAACCACCAGUUUGAAAUCGGCCGAGGUCAAAAUAGACGAGAUUUCCAACUUGCUCGACGAGAAGACCUCAAGUUUGAAAUCGGCCAAGGUCAAAAUAAACGAGAUUUCCAACUUGCUCGAGCAGAAAACCACCAGUUUGAAAUCGGCAGAGGUCAAAAUAGACGAGAUUUCCAACGUGCUCGACGAGAAGACCACCAGUUUGAAAUCGGCCGAGGUGAAAAUAGACGAGAUUUUCAACUUGCUCGAGGAGAAAGCCACGAAGUUGGAAAGGGCAGAGGUCAAAAUAGACGAGAUUUCCAACUUGCUCGACGAGAAGACCUCAAGUUUGAAAUCGGCCGAGGUCAAAAUAGACGAGAUUUCCAACUUGCUCGACGAGAAGACCUCAAGUUUGAAAUCGGCCGAGUUCAAAAUAAACGAGAUUUCCAACUUGCUCGACGAGAAGACCACCAGUUUGAAAUCGGCCGAGGUGAAAAUAGACGAGAUUUCCAACUUGCUCGACGAGAAGACCUCAAGUUUGAAAACGGCUGGGAUUAAAAUAGAAGAGAUGUCUAAUUUACUCGAGGAGAUAGCCACGAAGUUGGAAAGGGCACAGGUCAAAAUAGACGAGAUUUCCAACGUGCUCGACGAGAAGACCACCAGUUUGAAAUCGGCCGAGGUCAAAAUAGACGGGAUUUCCAACUUGCUCGACGAGAAGACCUCAAGUUUGAAAACGGCUGGGAUUAAAAUAGAAGAGAUGUCUAAUUUACUCGAGGAGAAAGCCACGAAGUUGGAUAGGGCCGAGGUCAAAAACGACGAGAUUUCCAACUUGCUCGACGAGAAGACCACCAGUUUGAAAUCGGCCGAGGUCAAAAUAGACGAGAUUUCCAACUUGCUCGACGAGAAGACCUCAAGUUUGAAAACGGCUGGGAUUAAAAUAGAAGAGAUGUCUAAUUUCCUCGAGGAGAAAGCCACGAAGUUGGAAAGGGCAGAGGUCAAAAUAGACGAGAUUUCCAACUUGCUCGACGAGAAGACCUCAAGUUUGAAAACGGCCGAGGUCAAAAUAGACGAGAUUUCCAACUUGCUCGACGAGAAGACCUCAAGUUUGAAAACGGCCGAGUUCAAAAUAAACGAGAUUUCCAACUUGCUCGACGAGAAGACCUCAAGUUUGAAAACGGCUGAGGUCAAAAUAGAAGAGAUUUCCAACUUGCUCGACGAGAAGACCUCAAGUUUGAAAUCGGCCGAGGUGAAAAUAGACGAGAUUUCCAACUUGCUCGACGAGAAGACCUCAAGUUUGAAAACGGCUGGGAUUAAAAUAGAAGAGAUGUCUAAUUUACUCGAGGAGAAAGCCACGAAGUUGGAAAGGGCACAGGUCAAAAACGACGAGAUUUCCAACUUGCUCGACGAGAAGACCACCAGUUUGAAAUCGGCCGAGGUGAAAAUAGACGAGAUUUCCAACUUGCUCGAGCAGAAAACCACCAGUUUGAAAUCGGCCGAGGUCAAAAUAGACGAGAUUUCCAACUUGCUCGACGAGAAGACCUCAAGUUUGAAAACGGCCGAGGUCAAAAUAGACGAGAUUUUCAACUUGCUCGAGGAGAAAGCCACGAAGUUGGAAAGGGCAGAGGUCAAAAUAGACGAGAUUUCCAACUUGCUCGACGAGAAGACCUCAAGUUUGAAAUCGGCCAAGGUCAAAAUAAACGAGAUUUCCAACUUGCUCGAGCAGAAAACCAUCAGUUUGAAAUCGGCCGAGGUCAAAAUAGACGAGAUUUCCAACUUGCUCGACGAGAAGACCUCAAGUUUGAAAACGGCCGAGGUCAAAAUAGACGAGAUUUUCAACUUGCUCGAGGAGAAAGCCACGAAGUUGGAAAGGGCAGAGGUCAAAAUAGACGAGAUUUCCAACUUGCUCGACGAGAAGACCUCAAGUUUGAAAUCGGCCGAGGUCAAAAUAGACGAGAUUUCCAACUUGCUCGACGAGAAGACCUCAAGUUUGAAAUCGGCCGAGUUCAAAAUAAACGAGAUUUCCAACUUGCUCGACGAGAAGACCACCAGUUUGAAAUCGGCCGAGGUGAAAAUAGACGAGAUUUCCAACUUGCUCGACGAGAAGACCUCAAGUUUGAAAACGGCUGGGAUUAAAAUAGAAGAGAUGUCUAAUUUACUCGAGGAGAUAGCCACGAAGUUGGAAAGGGCACAGGUCAAAAUAGACGAGAUUUCCAACGUGCUCGACGAGAAGACCACCAGUUUGAAAUCGGCCGAGGUCAAAAUAGACGGGAUUUCCAACUUGCUCGACGAGAAGACCUCAAGUUUGAAAACGGCUGGGAUUAAAAUAGAAGAGAUGUCUAAUUUACUCGAGGAGAAAGCCACGAAGUUGGAUAGGGCCGAGGUCAAAAACGACGAGAUUUCCAACUUGCUCGACGAGAAGACCACCAGUUUGAAAUCGGCCGAGGUCAAAAUAGACGAGAUUUCCAACUUGCUCGACGAGAAGACCUCAAGUUUGAAAACGGCUGGGAUUAAAAUAGAAGAGAUGUCUAAUUUCCUCGAGGAGAAAGCCACGAAGUUGGAAAGGGCAGAGGUCAAAAUAGACGAGAUUUCCAACUUGCUCGACGAGAAGACCUCAAGUUUGAAAACGGCUGGGAUUAAAAUAGAAGAGAUGUCUAAUUUACUCGAGGAGAAAGCCACGAAGUUGGAAAGGGCAGAUGUUAAAUUGGUGGAGUUGACCAAAUUGCUGGGGGAUAUGGAUGAGAAUAUUAUUAAAACUCGAAACGAGGUGAAGAGCUCAUACUCGAAGAAGUUUGAAGAUUUAAAAAAACACAUGACGGAUUUAACCAGCAGGGAAUUGGAGAAAAUGGAAUUAAAACUAGCUGAGAAGCAAAGGGAGAUUGAAUUGUUGAGAGAAAAUGCGAUCCAGUCUGAGAAUAACGUGGAAAUGAUCGAGACGCUUAAAAGAGAAAGAGCCUUGUUACGAAGUGCUAAUCUAGAACUGACCAACAAAAUUUACAAUUUGGAGCAACGGAUACGUCAACUUAAAAACGAAUUGGAUGCUGAAAGGUCCGAAAUGAACAUAUUGAAGGCUAAACUACAAUCAAACAAGGCUCGCAACCAUAGCCAAAUGGAUUCCCAUCACGGUUAUGUAAACCCUUCUUUCGAGUCUGAGCGUGACAGAGAUUCCUCCUUCACAUCGUUGCCACCCAUUAAUUUCAAGUCAGAAUUUCCUUCUAUACCACAUCAACCGUCGUCAGCGGAUCGUCGCCUGUCUUCCGUGUCAAUGAUGUCUGUGCGGUCAAACGGUUCUACUAAUUCCGCUCGAGCUAAAGCUGUUCCUGACGGUGCUGGAAAAUAUUUCUCAUGUGCUGAUGAAGAAGACAUGGAAUUUGUCAUGAUGGAUAAGAAACCUUUCGAUUUUCAUAUUCGCGACAACACUUUCUCCUCUAUUUCAUCACAUCGAUCAAGCGACGUUAAUUCUAUAUAUGGGAACGAAGACGGGUUGGACCGUAUGCGCGAAAUCCAACGGAGAAACACAAUGAUGCCGAUGCACAUGAGGAGCUGUUAUCCUAACGAAGAAUUUAGAGACGCAUCCCCAGUAGACGAAAAUAUUUUACGAGCUUUACCUGGACUCCGACCUAAUGGUCGUGGUAAGGGUAGUCAAAAUAUGCCAAAGUCAGUUAGUGGACCCAGCGUUGUAACUAACAAAGGAUUUGAUGCGUUCACAAUUCCGUUGGACCCACCAAAAAAGUCUGUUAGUGGAACUGUAUUAGGUGGCAGAAUUGCAAGAGCAGGACUAGAUUCACGCACACCACUCUCCCCAAACUCGAGUUACGUUAAUAGAAAUGCAUCCCAAAUUUCAACUACCACUCCAUCCUCCUCUGACGACCCUUUUCGUCAACCGGGUCCCUCCUUUGAUGAGAGAAUGAAUCGGAAACAAAAGUCAGAUUCGGCACUGACAAUGACACCAAAGAAGCGUUUCGGACUGAAAUUCUUUCGAUAGCCGAAUGAAAUCAAUCGCAUCCUGCCACUCCUGCCUACCUUGCUCGAUAAAGUUUGCUUGAAGAUUGUGAAAAUUACUUGAACAUAAUUAUUAUUUAUUUCUAUAAUUAUUUUAUCACUUUAAAAGUCGGUCUUGUGUCCACGUGUUGUUAAAUAUGUGUAAAAUUAUAUGUAAGUUCAGUAUUAAUAAUUAAUUAUAAUUACGACUCAAACUAUUAUCUAUACCAAAAGAUUAUAUAAAGAAAUACGGGAAUUUUUAUACCUAUAUGUAUUUUUAAAAAGUCAUUAUUACCAUUUUACUAAGAUUUGUGUACUAUGCCAAAUGAAUCACGUUUUCCACAACCCGUCUAAAUGCCGAUAGUACAACCAGUAAUAACAAAUAUUACAGAAUAUUUUGAACUUUGUAACAAUUUUAAUGUGCUAACCAAUAGAAAAGAUUUGUAUAUUACUGAUGUCGAAAAUAAUGAGGGUAUUCACGCACCCUUGGUAACUACGUA